CAAAGCUGACAGCUAUUUGGUUAGCUGCUUCUACAUCCAAAUGGAUGCUGAGCCAGUCGUUUAAAACAGCCUGGUUAUUCGCCGAUAUCGUGCAUUUAACAAUAAUACAGCAAACCCUUUUGUUUUAAAGAUAUAAAGUUUCGCGAGUAUAUGUAUUUUCUCGCGUUGCUAAACAACCUGACUUUAGCUGCCUUCCGUUUUCUCGUUAGGAAAAGGCUAACGUUUGCACAAGGACGUCAGUGCUAGGUUAAAGCCUGCGAAGUUAACGUCAAAUUGAGUAUUAAUAUCCCGACGAAUAGUGAGUAACAGCACUCUCCGGUUCUUGUUUUUUCGGCUGCAUUUGCUUUCUGGGGGACAGAAAGAGCGAGAAUUCGUCCAUUUUGGCAGGACAACAAUGUCUACAUCCAACGCUAAUUUCAAAAACAAGUGUGUGUCCCAGGUGAACUGCAUAUUCUGUGAAAGUCUGCUCUGCACAAGAGGCAUGAAAGCUGUGCUUCUUGCAGACACUGAGGUUGAGCUUUUUUCGACUGAUAUUCCUCCCAAUAGAACUGUUGAUUUUGUGGCCAGCUGCUACUCUACUGAAAGCUGCAAAUGCAAACUGAGAGACAUCGCAUGUCUCAAGUGUGGUAAUGUUGUGGGAUAUCAUGUUGUUGCUCCCUGUAAACCCUGCCUGCUCUCCUGUAACAACGGCCAUUUCUGGAUGUUCAACAGUGAUGCUGUAUCUACUCUCAACAGACUGGAUGCGACAGGUCUAAAUCUGCUCCUGUGGGGAGAUCUUCCUGAACUGGAUGACAGUGAGAAUGAAGAAUCAGAAAGCCCAUCAGAGGAGGAGUGUAUUAGGUAGAGAGGGAAAUGAACAAUGUGAGAGACAUGGUACGCCAACAUUUGAGGUGGAGCUAAGAGUGUACAAACCAUACUUGAGAUAAGAGAGACAUUUCAUGUUUCAAAGGGUUAUUUAAUACUUCAUGAAAUCGGGCAGAGAAGGGCUGUUGCACUGCUCUGAAUUCAUGAAAUGCUCAAACCAAGGUGCACAUCUGGCCACACCCCAAUCAGUGAUGUCACAGCAGGUGUUUUACCUGAUGGAAAACACCUGCUGUGACAUCACUGAUAGGGAUGUGGACAGAAACACAACUUGCUCCAAAGUUAGAAACAAUAGAGAAAAGUACAGCCGAAGCUUUUGGCCCAGUGUAAUUUAGUGUUGAAUUUCACUUUACCAUUCCUUUCCCCAUCACUUUACACUGUUAAAAGCACACCAGCACACAAUGUCACACACGCUCUCUCCUUUCCUUUUCUCUGCACAUCUGCAUGGGCUGCUAUAAAACAUGUGGCUGAAGUAGAAUGAAAAUGACAGACAACUAGACUUCUUAAUCUAGUGCAUUCUACUUUUCAUCACAGAGUCUCCCCUGAGCUCAUGGUUUUGAUCAAACUCAUUAGAAGUUGGGGUUGUUCUCUGAUAGGGCAGUGGAACCUUUUAGCAAAUGCUGUGCUUUUUUGCUUUCAGUCCAAUUUUCUGAUGAGAAGAACACUUUCCUUCCGCCUACUUUCAGUUUAAUGGCAGUUAUAAUCUGUACAUUGAAGAUGCUGUGAUACGCAAAAACUCCCAUAAGAGUUAUGUCUUAAGGCUUGUAUUCUCUCCGUGUGGCUGGGUGCUGUCUGAAAGCUGGGGUGCUUUUGGAAUCCUGGAUAUUGGAGAAAUAGCACAAUGAUUGAAUGAUAUAUAUAUAUAUAUACAGUAUAUAUAUUUGAUUUAGGUUACCUCACGAUCUGACAUUCUAUCAGUGACAUUUUGAUAUGCUAAUACAGUGUUUGUAACCCAAUCGACAGCAGCAGUACGAGUCUGACUGUAGCAGUAUCUGAUACUAACAUACUAACGUAUGCAUAGGGUGUGCUUCCACAUAGACCUGGAGCAGUUGCAUUUUAAAGCUGAGUUUUUUUGGUAAGAGCUCAAAUAAAAAAAUUAAAAAACUCCUAGAUAAAUGAUAUACUGUAGGAAAGCUGGAAUGGGAGCUGACGAAGAUGCAGGAUGUGGAUCAUAAGCAAAAUGAAAACAUUCUGAAUUCUGAGUUCUGAAUGAAUGUUGGUGUCCAUGCUCUGUUUUUUUUAACAUUACUAUUCAAUUUCAUGUAGCAGAAUAAUUGUAGCACCAGAGAAAAUCCCCAAAGAAUCAUGGAACAUAUCAUAUCGAACCGACAGACUGCAUCCCCUUUAUAAAAAAAAUGGAAUGUCAUUUUUGGCCAGCUUAUUGAAUUGCAUUUCAACAUUUUAAGUAAUCUGUCGUGAAGUUACCCCUAAAUAUUGUAUUGGCCUUACUGAUGCUUGGAUGCUGUCACUGAACCUUUGUUAAUCUGUGGAGGUUGAUGCUGUAAGUGAGUCUGUCGUCUCUAGCUCGGUCUGUUGUGAAAGACACAAGCUUCAACAUCCCAUAGUCACAAGGGACUUUACUCAAAUCAGUCCUUUUUUGGCAGUGCCAUCCUUCUGCUCUUGUUAUUGUUUCACUGCUGUGCCCUGCUGAUACUAUGAUGCUGUCUUAAAGUAACAGUCCUUCUGUGAGUGAAUAGGAUUUGCCUGCAUUGCGGGCAAACAUAUAAUUAUACUUCUUACCUGAAGGAAAAGGAUAUAGGUAUUUUUUAACUAUAAUUGGCCUCUGUGUUUAUCUAUGCGAUAGCCUUUAGCUGUGGAGAAAUACAAAGAAAUAUUGUCCAGAUUUUCACUUUAAAGUCAUAACUUACCGUCUGAUACACUUGCACACCAAAUACUGUUUAUGUGGUAAACUGAUAGGAAACCGUUAAUCAGCUCCUUAUUUAUUAAAUCCACAAACCAAAAAUCUAUAACCACAUACUUCCUUUUUCGUUUACAAGCUUUGUUUACAAAUGCAUUGGUUUGUAAUGUGCUACAGUGCUUAUGUUUUGGUUCAGGUAUUUCAUAUUUCAUUUGUGUGUAGUGCUUUGUUUUGUACGUUUUAAAGGUUGGGUGUGUACAGUUUUACCUCAAGAAGGUAUCACUUGUGAGCUUCCUCUGGCUAGGACAAUUGUCAUGAUAAUCAUAUAAACAUUAUUUAAAUUGCUGUUUCUGACGUGAAAAACUUUUAUUAACAUGCCCUGCUGAAAAAUGUAUAUUUUGGAAUUGCACUGAAACUGCAUUGGUAGUUUAAAAAUGAUUUGUUGUUUUGUAUGCUUGUUAAAUUAAUAAACUUUUUUUUUCAAAAUA
Molecule: messenger RNA, 3207 nt
Organism: Trematomus bernacchii (emerald rockcod)
Lineage: Eukaryota; Metazoa; Chordata; Actinopteri; Perciformes; Nototheniidae
Gene: fam72a
Product: family with sequence similarity 72 member A
Exons: 4
Coding region: 395-844 (149 amino acids)
Cellular component (GO): cytosol
Source: RefSeq, a predicted model, not a curated record